Messenger RNA from Papaver somniferum (opium poppy), 1495 nucleotides. RefSeq lists its product as uncharacterized. NCBI's taxonomy places the organism in Eukaryota, Viridiplantae, Streptophyta, Magnoliopsida, Ranunculales, Papaveraceae. The record is from RefSeq and is a predicted model, not a curated record. Bases 44 to 1306 code for a protein of 420 amino acids. The transcript has a single exon.
UACUCUUUUCAUUUGGUCGAAUCGGAUUUUGAACAACCAAAAAAUGGGUUGUUUCAUUAGCAAAUUCAGGUCUAAGAAAAUCCCACCUUCUAGUCCUAAAAAAGAUCAUCAGUCAUGUAAUUCUGUCCAAGACAAGCUUGUCAUACUCUCACAGGUUCAUCCAACACCACCACCUCCUCUUACUGUCAUCAAUACUACUACUACUAAUUUUUCCAAACGGCAUAACCCAAUUCUGACGAUUUCAUCGCCUUCGUCCACUUCCGCUUCCGGCAGUACUAAUACUGGUAGUACCGUGAUUACGAACAGUACUUGUUCGACAUCGCCGCUGUCUUCUUCAUGUUCUUCGUCAAUUAUGUCUUCAAGAGAACGUUCGUUUUCGAACGAGUUUUUAUGGUCACGUAUUAAGGAGAAUCCACAUCUUAUCCAGGUGACGGAUGAUCCUGAUGAAAAGAUGACCAGCCGAGAGAACAAUUCAUUCAAUAAGAAGUUUGAACCACCAAAUAAAUCCUCGACAUCAUCGGCGGUGCCGGUAGUUAAGCAACAAACAUCAAAUUAUUUGCCGCCUAAGAAGCACACUGAGCAUCAGCCGGUCUCGCAAAGGAGACCUCCUCCUUCUUCUUGUGGUUAUUCACCCGUCAUUUCUCGGCAAAAAAGCUUUAGAAGAUUGGAAUUACCACAACCAUGCCCGGAAAGAAACUAUAACAACAAUCUGGGGCCAGCAAGCCGCACAACGACCGCUUCUCCUUUCACUAGGAGGAUUAAUUCAUCUGCAACUUAUUAUUCUCACUCCUCUCCUCGUCGGGGUAGAAAUGCUAAUGGUGAUACGACGAGUAAAGCAAUUUCAAGGAAUUCAUCUCCUCUGCGAAAUAGAGAUACCAAUGGCGAUACGCGUAAGGCAACUUCAAGGGGCUCGUCACCAAAUAGGAAAUAUAAUAAUCAUAAUGUCCCAAUUCAUGACAGGUACUACUACCCAGCAUCACCAUCGUCAUCGUCGUCAUCCUCGGUGAGGCAUAACAAUAAGGAAAAUUUCCCAAUGCCGAGAAGUCAGAGGUUCAAUAAAAGCUGCGAAUUACAGAAAAGGGAGACGGCCAGUUGUGCAACAUCUCGCCGUGUUUGUCCUCUUAAUGAUCAUGCUGAUGGUAAUGGUCACGAGGAUAUUCGAAAUUCGCCAUCCUCGUUGUCAGUACUAGGAGAAAUGAUUCAUAGUCAUCAAGAAUACUUAGAUUCUAUUCAUCAAAUUGAUGAUGAUGAUGAUCAUGGCUUGGAUAACCCUCAUAUCUCCUUGGACUGCUUUAUAUUUCUUUAGUUCUCGAAAUUACUUAUUUUGCACUUGUUUAAUUGUAAGUUUGGAACAGGAUUUCGUUUUGUUUAUUUUAUUUGAGUUUCUGCGUUUAUACUUAAAAUGGUUUGAUGCUGAAUUAUGUAAAUUUUAAGAAGAAGAAAACGACCGAAGUGAUGGCUUAAUGGAUGAGUUGUGUUGUGUGUUUUCUUAUAA